Anisakis simplex (herring worm) is the source of this 924-nucleotide messenger RNA. The record is from the annotation of a GenBank genome assembly. Lineage: Eukaryota; Metazoa; Nematoda; Chromadorea; Rhabditida; Anisakidae.
AUGCGUACAUCGAGUCGAUCAGCAAUGGUUUCUAAUAACAGUGAUUUAUCAAAGGAAUUCUUCAAAUAUUCAAGAUAUAUGUUCACCACUCUAAUACCGUUCAUGUUGUUUGCUAAUAUGCUUAUACACGCGGAAAUUGAACGAAAUAUCCGAAGAUCUUGUUUUCAAGAAGAGCGCUUACUGGUUACUAAUUCGAGCGAUGAGUCAUUUUUGGCUUCAGUUGGUCAGCAAACGGCACUAGAUCUCCUCGCAGGAGAAAUUUACUGCAAAGCAGAAAGGAAAGCGUUAACUGUUUUUGCGUGUUUUCUACUUGUUCGAUUAGCAUCGUAUGAAUUCGAGAGAAUUUUCCUUCUGUCAUGUCAACACUGUGCUAUUCGGAAACUGAUCAGUGGACAUCGCAUUGGUAUCGGACCUGGUAUUGUGUUCUUCGCAAGAGAACUGCUUUGGCCAUUUGCUGCAGAAGCGAAUUACGUGGUGUUAGCGAGUACUUAUACAGUUGUUGUAAUUGCAUCCGCUCUAAUGAUUUAUCCAUACUUUCAGGAUCUCUACAACGUUAACGAAUCACUGAAAGUGGCGAAACGAUCGGAUCGUUUCGCCGAUGGACGUUUCUCAUUAUGGAUGACACAUUCAGCGAUGCUUGUCUACGCACUCAUAGUUGUAUUGAUCUUCUCAGGAAGUGUCAUGAAAAGAGUUGCUGACUAUUUGAAUGUUUGCGGUGGGCACUUCAAUCGCCCUCAGAGACCAAAUGCCGUAUGGCCAUGGUUCUUCAGUGCGAUUCCAUUGAUCGCUCUUUCAACCGCUUAUGCGGUCCUUUGGUGGUCAGGUGAUGUCUUCGGUGUUCAACUGACCAUGUCCGUGGCCGAAUUUGUCAUGUCUUUAGCGGUUAACAGCCUUCAAGCCGUAUCACGUCUGUCGACUCUUUGA